AUGCCACCGCGAGCACCUGGCACGCUCUCCAAUGGCGUACUCUCACUAAAGUUCAUGCAACGCGGUCUAUCCUCGACUGAGACGCCUGUCCAACUGGACCGAGCAGAAAUCGUCGACGAUUCGAAGUGGAUCAUCGCGCAGAGCAAAGACAGACCCGUUAUGAAUAUACCACAAAAGGACGGGGUGAGCUACGAGCCGUCCUAUGUACCUUUUCUAUAUGGAAAUGAAGACGAAUCCGGAAACGUUAUGGCCAUUAAUACCUUUCCUCGCGGCCGACGCACAUUUCAAGACGGGCAUGAAGCCACUAUGGGAACGGAACAAGACGCCAAAGCUCCUAAAUCAGAUAACAACGAUCAAGAAGCGGCAGAGGAAGAGUCGAAGAGCGGCGAUGUUGACUCUUCAGAGGAGGAACAGGUGCAAACAAGACGAAAACCGACCACCAAUGCACCACUAAACUCGACAAGCGAGCAAGGGGAGACUAUAUUGCCACCUCAGUUUCUCCGUCCAGCCGGCGUAGACGUGCCCAACUCCCACAAAACAUCCACAUCAGCAGUAUCAGCGGUAUCACGAAGAGAACAGCUCGCAAGUAUGAUUGCUAACGCACGGAAGUCAAGUACCUCUUCAUACACUCCGACACCCUCUGCAACAUCAUCCUCGACACCAGUACCGCAACGCAAUGAAUACAAGAUUCCAAAGUCUAUAUCCGGCGGUGGAAAGCAACGACGCAAAGUUGACGAGGUCGACCCGUCCCAGAGUGGCCCCCGGAAAAAAGCGAAAAGACAGAUGGGAGAGUAG
This is a messenger RNA of Serendipita indica DSM 11827, 795 nucleotides long. Lineage: Eukaryota; Fungi; Basidiomycota; Agaricomycetes; Sebacinales; Serendipitaceae. The record is from the annotation of a GenBank genome assembly.